AUGGACAAAGGAAAGCUUAAUGGCAAUGAUACUUCAGAAAAUGACCGCCGGUGGUAUUAUUGGUUGGCAAUAUUUGCACAAAUACCGGCCAUCGUUGCAAUUUUUCUAAUUCUUAUCCUUUUUGGAAAAUAUCGAGGUGGAUUCGAAUGGGGAUCGAAUCUUGACGCUCUAUUUAAUUAUCAUCCAUUAUGUAUGACACUUGGCAUGGUAUUUUUCUAUGGUGAUGCAAUUUUGGUUUAUCGUCUCUUUCCUCAUACAAGUAAAGUUGCCAUUAAAUUGAUUCAUGGGUUUUUAUUAGCACUUUCACUUAUAUUGUCAUCAAUUGGUCUUUCGGCUAUUUUUGAGAAUCAUGCUCAAUCGAAGCCUCCAAAAUCUGAUUUGUAUACACUUCAUUCGUGGAUUGGUAUUACAACUGUGAUUUUAUUUGGUUUACAAUGGGUUUGUGGUUUUCUUACUUUUCUUUUUCCGCAAUUAAGUGAACGUGUUCGUCGAGCAUAUAUGCCAAGUCAUAGAUUUUGGGGUAAAACUAUAUUUAUUUUUGCUAUCAUGGCUAUGAUGAUGGGUAUUGUUGAAUAUUGUGCAUUUGCACAAUUAUUUUCUCCAGGAACAAAAUUUCAAGAAACUAUGUUAAAUAUGGUUGGCGUUAUGUUUUUGAUGUUUGCUGUUAUUGUUCUUUACCUAGUUGGUAAUGAUAAUUUUCACAGACCUAAAGAAGUUGAUGACGAUGAACAUUUACCUUUAACUGAGUGA
This is a messenger RNA of Rotaria socialis, 750 nucleotides long. NCBI's taxonomy places the organism in Eukaryota, Metazoa, Rotifera, Eurotatoria, Philodinida, Philodinidae. The record is from the annotation of a GenBank genome assembly.